GUUCACGCCAUCGAUUUCUUGAAAGCUGAUCAAGAUACGUUUUAGGAGCUUGCACGCAUAGCUUCUGCAUAGCUUCUACAUAGUCUAUCGCAAGUGUCUUUUCCGGAGGCCCUCAUCGAGACCAAUUCUUUUUUUCCCUCAGUAUAUUUGGUCCAAUAUGCUCUCUCGUGGACCUAAACCCGAGGGGACGAUACCUCGCUGAUUAAGGAGUGAUUAGCUAAGCUCGCGAGCAAUGUCGUAUGUGGCGUGUUGAAAUUCUUCUUAUCAGCUAUUCCGCAGGUCUCGCUAUUUCCAAGUCCGGUUGCCAAUCGUUAAUCCCCCGGCUUGUUCGGGUUCAUCACGUCCGCAUUGGUGUUAUGAGCUUACGAUAACCCACUGCGGGUAUCAAGAAUUUUUAGACUUGUACGCCGUAAUCAAGGUCAACAUCGGGUCUCACAAGUUCGAUCAUGGAUCUUAAAACUCACCGUCAGCCGAUAGUUGAAGGAAAGGAAAUCCAGAUGUCUCAAAGACGCCCGUCUUUUUCAGCUAUGAAAGCUUUGCGGUUGAGAUCACUCAGUAUCACUUCGCAAAUCUCAAGCUCCUCCGAAACAGAGACUCACUCGCCCGUAGCAGUUCGUAAAAGAACAUUGACUAAGAAUCGUCCUUUUGAGACAUUGAGGGAGGAUUUGAUUCGGAGGCCCUCUGGUUCUUCAACGGGGGACAAUACCGAGCGGGGCUCUGUAUCGACUAGACCUACGAGUCCUUCAGGCACUGGCAGUCAGUGCGCUAGCAUUUUCGGUGAUGCCUUGGUAAUUCUCAAGUCCGGGCCUCUCCAACCGGAAACGUCUAUCUUGAGGACUAAGAAAGAGUUCUUGGUGUUAACUCCCUUGGCUCUGGUCAAGUUCAAGAGUCGUUCUGCUGCAGUCGAACGAUUCCCACAGAUCUCGGUAUCGAACAGCGGCACCGACACUCUUUCGCCUGUUGAAUCGGUCAGCUCUCUGAGAGACCUUGGGGCAAGCGGGGAAUUAUUUGUCCCACUAGAGAAGAUCGUCUCGGUUUUCAACAACGAGGGGACCCGUCCAUCGUUCGGUAUAGAAGUAUGGUGGAGUGAUCGAAAAGGGGCCACAUUUACAUGUCUCCAGUUAGACUUUAGCCUACCAGAUGAUCGCGACGAUUGGUUAAAACAGAUUCGGCAUGCGAUCAAGAUACGGGCCAAGGCUUUCCCCGAAGAGUUAAUUCCAUCUGAAAUAGAAUCGGAGCUUAAGCGGCGAGUUCAACCUCAACACGAGCAGCAUUGGGAUGCCCAGAUAGAAAUAUUUCCCGUCAUACCUCGACGACCGUGUAUGAGUCCGACAGCAAACUCCGGUGAAGUUAAGAAAGGUUGGCGAGAUAAGUCGGCUUUCUAUAUAGUACUCACCCGAAAAUUCUGUUAUCUCGCCCAGUUUAUGAAAAGUUCGACGGCCGAAAAAUACAAUCCUACCAUGAUACGGUUUGGGUUGGUGGGGUUGUCGAAAGUUAACGUAAUUCUUAACGACGAGAGGUUCGAUCUUGUUUUUCGAUUGCCCUUAGAAAACCCUACGAAACUAGAGCUUUCUAGCCGACAUCAUCGGAGCAUUUCGUCAAAAUUGUAUAAGAUGGACGCCUAUAUUAAACCUGCCUGGCCCCUCUGGACUCGCCGUGAAGUGUUCUUCAUCGAUGGUGAAGCACCGCAAAUGCCUCUUCCUAAUGGCGAAGAUUACUGUGGUUUUAAAACGACUUUAGGAGCAUUCAUCGAAGGGUACUGCUGUGCUCCAGUGGAUUGGAUGGUACAAUGGAAGAAUGUGCGGCACGCUCCUCAAUUUACUCUUCUUGCGCCGAAGGGACAGUCUAGCUAUAACGCGUAUCAGCUCUUAGCUGUCUUCCGUGCCUUACGCUUCAACGACUUUUUCAAGUCAUUGUCAUUCCGCGGCAUUGACUUCUCCAGUCUUGCCGGCAUUUUUGACAAUACGACCCGACUCGAGUCUACAACAUGGCUUUCCCGAACAGGGAAACGUAGUCUUACUCGAGUUGAAUUCGACCUCGUGGAAAACUCCUCCGUACUGUUCCAAGAAAUUGUAGCUCUUCUACUUGGAUCGGAGUCUAUUCGACACAUCGAUCUUACCAACGUCCUUGCUAGAGAACCUACAGUUUCAUUGGGAAAUGGUCAGACCGCUCCGUCUCCGACAGGCCAAGUGUGCGAAAUCGUACCCCCUAUAGUACUUCUCUGGAAAUCUCUACAAACUCGGUGCAAUUCGAUAAAUAUUAGUGGGAACCCCCUGGGCGUGCCCGACGUUGCAGGUCUCUCCCGGGCUCUACAGAAUAGACCUGAUUUCCUGAAGAAAAUUUCGAUAUCGCGAUGUCACCUCGACGAGAACGCACUUGCGCUACUCUGGGAGGGCUUACAUGAACAACGUUCGUCCAUCGAAAAUCUUGAUGUAUCACAUAACUCGGGUCUUAUAGAGGCAUCCAAGGCCGCAGAAACCCUCGUCGACGCAAGUAGACUACGACGUCUAAAUCUCGCAUAUGCAAUUAAGGGAAACCUAAAUGGCCCCCUAUUCCGACCCUGGAGCGCGACAUCAAACUUCGAGCCGUGGCAUUUAGAAGAGUUAGAUCUUUCGGGUUGGAAGGUUAACUUCGAUACUUUGUGCGGGAUUAUGAAGUUCAUUGAGCUUGAUGAGUCUCGCAGUUUGCGUCGUUUAGCCCUCACAAAUUGCGGGAUAUCAGGAGAAAUGGCAACUGGCCUCCUGUGUCGUCUUGGCGCAGGUCGGGACAUGCAUCUGUUGCUCAGCGAUAAUCCACUUGAACUUGGUUCGACCGACUGGAUCGACUUAAUCCACGGUAACGAAGCGCCGAGAAUGCUACAUCUCAAUAUGGUCCAGUUUCAGCACGAAUCAAAUUUCAACCGCCUCCUUAAGGCACUUGCUCAUAACAAAACGAUCGAGUUUUUGAGUAUGAUAGGAACUGGGCCUCCGGAUCGAACGAGCCCCAAGACAUUGGAGCUUCUAUCUCGCUUUUUCGAACUGAAUGAUACCCUGCAAUACCUAGACCUGUCCGGGUACAGUGGGAAACUAGAAGACAGCCAUAUGGGAUGGGGGCUAUCUGGAGCAUUGGGUGGAUUAAAGCAGAAUAUUACACUCCGCCAGCUUCGCGUUCGCAACCACGACAUUGGCUCCGCAGAAGAUGUGAGCGAGCUCUGCCGUGUCCUCGCUGUGAACAAGGGUCUUGCCAUGUUCGAUUGCCAGCAAAAUAGUUUCAAUCACCACCAAUUCGCGAAACUCGUUCAUGCCCUGAACUAUAACCAUCAUAUCAUUUCUUUCCCCCUAUCCGACACCGAUCGACAAUAUGCGGUACAGAAAGAAGAGCGCUUGUUUCAUAAACAGCAGGCUCAGCCCAACAAAUCAUUUCAAAGCAAAGUAUUAAAAGCGGCAGAAGGUCGCUUGGAUGGGUUGCUGAAGUGGGUGGAGGAAUUUUGGAAUGACGAAGCUGAGAAAGCACGCGAGAUCCUGGGCAGAAAUAGAAGCAAUCCUGCAAACCACUCGCUCGGGUUCAGGUCAGAAUACCUCGACGCUUGGGAAGAUGAGAGUCUCCCUCCCUGGCUUUUCCCGACCUCCCCGGCCCGCGACAAAGGAAAGCAAACUUCCAAUACAACUUAAUAAACUCAAAUAACGUUGGCCCAUGUUCAGCCCUACGCACGGGUGUCUAUGCUGACUCCAUGUCACCGUGGAAGGAAUCAUUAAGAUGACUUGGUUCCUAAAUUAAAAAAAUAAAGAAGGAUUUUUACGACCUAAUAUACCUACCCAGAGGAUAAUUGUCGGAUUUAGUAUACAACGAAGGCCGACAAAUUUCGUUGAACUUACAUACGAUAUACGUCGUAUUCUCUCCCCCUUGCACGGUUAUCACUGAUAGAUUUAUGGUUUAGCUGAAGAGGCGGCGUUUUAGAUUAUGAGAGAUACCCAGCGAGACACGCGGAAUUUGAAUUUGCCUAUAUAUAUUGUUUGCUACUUACAUUUUGCUCAUUUACGAGGGCGUCGAUUUAUUUAACAUAUACUUCCAUGAAAUUAUUGACGCUAGUUGAGAGGCGCAAACUGCAAUCUCGCGACCUCAAAUAACGUUGAUGGAAUCAAGAAUUUGAUGCGAGCUAACAGUCCCGAUAUAUCCUGGUCGCUUUUCCCAGUGCUCUCGUAAGACGGGUUGGAGUUCUAAUUAGGGCGGAUGACGCGGAUUAUGUAGCCUUCCACCAGGCUGUAUUCGGUUGCAUUCCGAGUUUAGUCAGGCA
This is a messenger RNA of Annulohypoxylon maeteangense, 4273 nucleotides long. Its product is annotated as RNI-like protein. Lineage: Eukaryota; Fungi; Ascomycota; Sordariomycetes; Xylariales; Hypoxylaceae. The transcript has 5 exons. The record is from RefSeq and is a predicted model, not a curated record. Bases 447 to 3650 code for a protein of 1067 amino acids.